UACAGGUCUUGAACAUGUUUUCUUUAUCGUAUUAAGAUGGGGUGUGCGAGAAACCCUUUACAGGGAACUAUGCUUGUGUGCUACGUUCCUGUCCCCGAGUCACUGCUAGGGGUGCUUGCCCUGCAGAUGAACUUAGACAGUAGGUUGCUACCGUGAAAGACGGUGUUAACGUCGAUAGCUACUAUUCGUACCGUUCAGUAACCCGAAUGUCAGUCGAUAUCUGUAAAUUCGAUGGCCAGGAUGAGCAAGGUCUUCCAAUUCACGUGCCUCAGAACGUUGGACUCUUGGAAACGUAUCGAUACGUUAUGGAGGAUGCGGCAGAUCCUCGGGUAGCGGACUGGUUCUUAAUGGGUAGCCCAGUUCCAUUGUUAGGAAUUAUAUCGCUUUACCUCGCGUUUGUCCUUCGUCUUGGUCCACUUUACAUGAAGAACCGAAAGCCGUUCAACUUGAACAAGCUCAUGAUAUUUUAUAACAUUUUUAUGGCGACCGCAAGCGCUGCUGUAUUUUAUGGGCUUCUUACGUCUGGUUUCACUACGAAAUUUUCUCUGGGAUGCGAAAUUCAUGUCGUUUCGCACGAUCCUGAGUCAUAUCGCAUGGCACGAUGGAUAUGGAGGGUUUUGAUACUGAAGCUGUUCGAGUUGGGCGACACGAUAAUCUUCAUCCUCAGGAAGAAGUUCAACCAGGCUACCUUCCUCCACGUUUACCACCACACCUCCACAGUUCUUCUCUCCUGGAUAACGUGCAAAUUCGUACCAGGCGGCAUGUGGACGUUCCCGAUUAUGCCGAACUGCAUAGUGCACGUGAUUAUGUACACCUACUAUCUCCUUGCUUGCUUGGGCCCGGAGAUGCAGAAGAGGAUCGCGCCUUGGAAACAAUACAUUACAGGAUUACAAAUGAUUCAAUUUGUUAUCAUGAUAGGUCACACAUGUCAAACUUUAUUCCCUUCUUGCGAGCCGCAUCGGAAACCGGUGGCGUACAUCUACAUGUCUCAAAUUCUGACCAUGUUCUACAUGUUCUGCGACUAUUAUAAAAAAUCGUAUCUGAGAAAAAAGACGGAAUAACCUGUUUACCGAUCCGUAAAGUUCGAGGUCAUUUCGGUAAGAAUAGCGACGGGCCGCACAAAGGCCGCAAAAAAAUCGUAGAUUCCAGCUUUUGUCGCCAUCUCUUCAUUAGCUCUUCCGCCCUCGAAAGCCAGCACGCGUGUUCGCACAGCGAUAAUUCUGUGGAGAGGAGAAAGAUGAAAAAGGAGGAACGAAGAACGCCGCUGAAUGGAACGAUCGCGCUGGUAUGCAUGCGACCUGAUACGCGUCUUCCGAUGCAUCGUGCGUGGAUGAAAUGCACUAUACAGAACGAUAUCUAUCGAGGGCCGAGGAAACUAUUCCGCGAUACCAGGAUAAAAUUUGUAUUUCCAAGUCAGCUUACGUUUUUCGUUCGCCGGAAUGCUUUUAGUCGAAUACUCACACCCCGCUGCUUUUUUUCUUUCCCUUUCUUUCACCUCCGUCUCCCCCACGUGCCUGUGGAUCGAAGCGCAUCACGUUUUGUUUUGCGCGACGAAAAUCCAACAGAUUCCUUUCCGAUUCUCAAGCCACGGAUUUUCAUUUUAGUUCGGCGCAUCUGGCAGCCGACUUGUUUUUAAGCGUGCAGAAAGCCUCGGGCCGCUGCAAUAAAAAAAAACCAGCAUGCCUUUGUGUACUUCGAAUUGAGAUCGCGGUUAAAUUAAUUAAAAGCGCGCGCGCGCGUUUCAGCGAAGAUCUCGAUGAGAAUUAGGCUCGUCCCUUUCGACACGGCUCGACGCGGUUUGCCUUAAUUGAGGAUUUUCUGUAUUUUAAUGGCGCACUCUUUCGUUUCGCAUUGUCUCUUCGAGAAUUAUUUAUCGUUGGUCGGCCGAGUCAUGAAUGGCUUUCAAAGUAAUUUGAAGUUGGAAUUGCGUGUGCAAGUUUUUCGUUUUAAUAACAACUAUCGUGUUGAAUAACAAAUUCGGAUUAGAAGAGAAACUGUUUGUGACUCGAUUAGACGUUUGAAUUAAUUAUUUAAGGAGGAAGCGUGUCUGGUGAAUGUUUUUUGAAAGGUUAUUAUAUUACGUAUAGUUUUGCGUUUUGUUAAGUUAAAACUCUGUUUGUACAUUUUCAUGUUUAUAUAAAUAACUGUCAUGGUUCACUCAUUUUUUUUGUAAAUCUUCGGUUACACCGUAUCCGGCGUUACAGAAGAGAAUACUAAAAGAUUUCGUCGUAUAAAUAUUGAACAAAAUUGUUACCCGAAAUAAUAUGAUAUAUUUAUACGGCACAUGUAGUUUUUUAAUUGAUUAAAAAUGAAAAAUAUGUACAACUAAUUUGUUUCACUAGAGUGUAAAGAUUUAACGAUAUUGUAUAUGUACAGCGGAUAACGAAAGUAUUCGAACACUAGUAUAACUUCGACUGCAUAUGUUUAAAUAAAUAUACAUCGAAGGGAAAAGAUACUUUACGGGAUAUUAAAGUAUAUAAAUGUCAGAAUGCAAGGAACUUUCAAUUUAGUGUAAAGUGUUAUCUAUGUAAUUACAAAAAUAUAAAGGAACAUCGUAUUUUCAAGCAACAUAAGUAUUAGAACGCUUUAUAAAAUUCAGUCGAAAAGUUACGAAAAUAAAUUUUUUUAUUAA
Megalopta genalis is the source of this 2632-nucleotide messenger RNA. The record is from RefSeq and is a predicted model, not a curated record. Lineage: Eukaryota; Metazoa; Arthropoda; Insecta; Hymenoptera; Halictidae.